Molecule: messenger RNA, 3856 nt
Organism: Haliotis rubra (blacklip abalone)
Lineage: Eukaryota; Metazoa; Mollusca; Gastropoda; Lepetellida; Haliotidae
Product: Fanconi anemia group M protein-like
Biological process (GO): replication fork reversal; double-strand break repair via synthesis-dependent strand annealing; interstrand cross-link repair
Molecular function (GO): four-way junction DNA binding; 3'-5' DNA helicase activity; ATP binding
Source: RefSeq, a predicted model, not a curated record
UUGAAAAUAUGUAAACAUAUGGAAGUUAGGUCUUGUGAUUGUCUGUACCCAGCGAGCUUCCAAUACUCAUAUCCAUCAAAAUAUUUAGCUACGUGCAUAACAUUUAGACUAUUUUCGACACGGAGAGACAAUCUAGUCUGAAAAAGUGUGAUGAAAGGCAUGUCUCCUUGGAUUGUAUGUGUUUCGAAGACAUGAAUAUGAUGCGUACAUGCAAUGAAAUUAUUCCAGCUACCACCUGCAUGUUACCAGACUGUGCGAAUGUUGCUUGCUGGAAUUCCUGACAUAAAUUCAAAAUGGUCAUAUCAGUUGUCAUAAACAAUGAACAGCAAACAGAAAACCCUGUUUCAAAGCUGGGGUAACAAACAAUCUUCUCAGAAGCAUACCUCAGAUACAAAAACAUCCUUGCAACCUUCUGUUGUUGAUGAUCAGGUGAUUGACCUGUGUGAUGAGGAUCUGAAUGAAGAUGAUGCCCUGCUUGUUCAGGCUUUGGAUGAAAGCAUAAAGACUGCAAACAUAAAUGGUUCUACCUACAGUGAAUAUGGUAAAAAUCCCAGAAACUCAGAGUGUCCCCAGAGUAGCAUUCCUUUCACAAAGGUGACUACUUCAGUCAGAUCAUCAUCAUCAUCCAGUUUGUUUAACACAUAUCACAACACUUCAGUAGUGCAAGGCAACAAUGAAUCACUUGAAGAGGGAAACUUGUCUGUUGGAGCAGACAAAAUUGCUGUGCAUGUUCCCCCCACCAGCUCUGUGUCACUGUCACACAUACCAGACUUGCCAGGGUUUGACAAGCAGGCUGGCCAGCUGUGGAUCUACCCAACCAACUACCCAGUCCGAGACUAUCAGUUCAACAUUGUACAGCAGUGUCUGUACAAUAAUACUAUGGUCACCCUGCCAACAGGCCUGGGGAAGACCUUCAUAGCUGCUGUGGUCAUGUACAACUAUUACCGAUGGUAUCCACAAUGCAAGGUGGUUUUCAUGGCCCCAACCAAGCCCCUGGUAGCUCAACAGAUCCAUGCCUGCUAUAACAUUAUGGGGAUACCCCAGCGGGACACUGCAGAGAUGACAGGCAACAUGAACCCAACGGAGAGGCAGAGGACCUGGAAGGAGAAGCGUGUGUUCUUUCUUACCCCCCAAGUGAUAACCAAUGACCUGAGUAGGGGCACCUGCCCUGCUGACACUGUUAAGUGUCUAGUUAUUGAUGAGGCACACAAGGCACUUGGAAACCAUGCUUAUUGUCAGGUUGUGAGGGAACUGGUGAAAUAUACACAGCAGUUUCGAAUUGUAGCUCUCAGUGCUACCCCUGGAAGUGAUAUCAAGGCUGUGCAACAAGUCAUUACCAACCUACUGAUAUCACACAUUGAACUGAGGACAGAGGAGUGUAUUGACAUCAAACCAUACACUCAUGAGAGGAAGGUAGAGAAGAUUGUGGUAGCACUUGGAGAAGAACUAUUGAUGAUACAGAAGAAGUAUGUGCAGGUGAUGAGUAUAGUAGUCCAGCGUUUGAUCCAUCAUCGAGUUCUCUACAGCCAGCGAGAGGUGACAAGUCUCUCCAAGUUCCUCAUAUUGAAAGCAAGGGAGGCAUUUCGACAAAACCCUCCUCCAAGUAUGCCUAGCCAUCAGUAUGGUGUGGUUGAGGGUGACUUUGCCUUGGCUCUCAGCCUCUACCAUGGCUAUGAACUGCUGCAACUGCAUGGCCUCCGGUCGCUCUACAACUUCCUGGAGGGAGUCAUCAACAGGGAUAAAGGUUAUGGUCGGACCAAGACAGAGCUCAUGAAGAAUGGGAACUUCCUUGAAAUCAUGGACCUCCUGAAAACAAAGUAUACAAUGGAUGACAGUUCAUGGAGCUGUUCCCAGAAGCAGGCCAGCUUGGUCUCAGGUCAUCCCAAGAUGAAGAAGCUGGAGCAAGUCACCCUGGAACACUUCAACACAUCACACCAGGCCACUCGCGUGAUGAUCUUCUCCCAGUACCGUGACAGCGUUCAGGAAAUCACAGACAUGUUGAACCUUCACAGACCAAUGGUAAUGGCCAUGAGCUUCAUAGGUCAGUCAUCUACAGGGAAAGCAACCAAGGGAUUCACUCAGAAAGAACAGCUUAAGGUAAUGAAAGAAUUUCGAGAAGGUGGGUACAACACUUUAGUGUCAACAUGUGUCGGUGAAGAAGGCCUUGACAUUGGUGAUGUGGAUCUGAUUAUCUGCUUUGAUGCACACAAGUCUCCAAUCCGCCUGGUGCAGAGAAUGGGGCGCACAGGGAGGAAGAGGCAAGGCCGCAUAGUCAUGCUGGUCACUGCUGGCAAAGAGGAACAGAUUUACAACCAGAGCCAGUACUCUAAGCGUAGUAUUCACAAAGCCAUUCUAAAUGGGGCACGUUCUUUGCAUCUAUACCCAAAUAAUCCCCGAAUGGUGCCCGAUGGCCUCAGUCCAGCAUGUCACAAGAUGUUCAUCACUGUCAAGGAUGCUGCCAGCCUGAGCAGAGUCACCAAGGACCCAGGAGGCGCCAAGCAGAGGAGACUCCUGACAAGCAAGACUGGCACACGGCGGAAGUUGUUACCCAAGAGUGAGGAAGCCACGAUAACACAAGAGGAAUACAAUGAACUGAAGACGUUUCUGGUGUCCAAUGUCAAGUGUCCCCCACCACAACCCUCCCUCAUCUAUCUGGGCAGCCAGGAAUCAGAAGAAGAGAAUACAUUAUCCCUGACUGAAUGGAUGCUAUGGCAAAACCGGCUGCAGGACACACAACUUGUUGAUCACUCACAGCGCAGUCAGCAUCUGGUGGAGUUGGUCGAGUUUCUCCAACUUCAGGAAACUUUGCCUGAAAAUGAGGACCACUAUGGUGUAGAGAUGGAGAUGUAUCUGAAGCUUGAGGAUGUGUUGCAGCCAGGGGAGAAGGAUAACUCGGAACACAACGGGGGCAUCCUCAGGUUCUCUACCACAAGUGAACGUGGAAAGCUCCCCACAAGAGGGAAGCAAUCAGGACUGACUGCCAUGAUGACUGUCCAGAGAAGGAAGACUGUGAGGAGGUCUGAGAUGCUGCCGGUCAUUGAGGACUGGCGAGGGGAGAAGGAGGAUAGUGAAGGCGAGCUACCAGAGUUUCAUACCAGUGGCUUUGUACGGGGAGUAGACAAGCAACAACAGCAUGUUAUCAGUAGUAUUUCUCCACAACACACUGAAGCAAACAGCGACAAAAAUAAAUCCCAUAAAGAUAAAAUGAAGCAAGAUCUAAACAUUCUGCACACAAAGAGGGAAAUUAGCUUAAUCAAACCUAUCACAAUAGAUGAUAGUGAUUUUGAAGAAGAUGCUCCAUUUGCAGUGAUAGACAUGAAACAAGAAGAAGAUUCCUUAGAUUGUGAUGAGUGGAAUAUGGAUUUAAGUCUUGGUCAAGAGAAGGGAAAAAUGUGUAUUGCUCGUACAGAAUGUUUUGAUGUUACAGAUCAUCAAGUCAAUUCCACAAUGUUACACAAACAUACUGAUGUGAUUUCUCAGGGUAGCGUGCCCACUUGCCCUUUACAGCUAGGAACAUUCAUGAUCAGACCAGCUCCGCCUUUGCAGGAGGUUGAUAUGGUAUUCAGUGAUCUUAGAAAUGAAGCUGAGUUACCUCCCUUAGAUCUUAAGCCACUUGUUCGCGAGUGGUAUGAGGAAAAUUUUGGACCAGCAGGGCGUGUUUUUGUGAGUACCUGGGAGAAGCAACAUCAAGUUUCAGUUGGGACAGAUCUGGAAGUUUGUGAUAGUACUGCACUGUGCAGCAAUCUGAGUGCUACCACAGGUGACAAGACGAAUGUGUUACUGUCUGAUGAUCAAAGGGGGAGGACAUACUCUCAAUACGCAGAUGGUCACUGCAGGUAUCAGUGACCAGUCCAGU